CCGCGCCUUGCUCCCUCCUCCACACCACUCCCUCCUCCGCCGCCUCCCCUCGCUUCCACCCCCUCGACCCCCACAGCCAAACCCUAGCUCUCCGCCCCGCCAUGUCCGUCGCGGCCGCGGCCGCCUCCCUCGUCGCCUCCUCUUCGCUCUCCGUUCCCGACCACCUCCGCCUCCGCCGCCCCCCGCCACCGCUCCGCUUCCGCCGCCGAUCAAAGGACCGCCUCGUUCUUGCUGUUCUCGAGGAGAAAUCCUCCUCUGCGUUUACUGAGGAGGAAGCCAGGAAGUUCGGGCUCAACGGGAGCGCGAGCAGGCUCGGGUACGACGAUGCCGCGGUGGAGGCGUACCUCGGGUCCAACGGCAACGGAAACAGCAACAGCAACAGGAGUGCGAGUGGGAGUGGGAACGGCGCGAGCGUGAAGCCCGUGCCAUCCGGGUCUGGCACUUCUGUGGUAUCCGGCCGUGGGCCGGGUGAGGAUGAGAGGAGGAAGGAGAGAGUGGAGGAGAUAGGCAGGGAGGACGCAUGGUUUAAGCGAAGCGACGGAGAGGCCAUGCCCAAGGUGUCUGUUGUUCCUGGUGGUCGUUGGAAUCGGUUUAAAACCUAUUCAACGAUUCAAAGAACCUUGGAGAUAUGGGGCUCUGUCUUCGCAUUUAUAUUCAAGGUUUGGCUCAACAACCAGAAGUUCACUUAUCGAGGGGGGAUGACGGAAGAGAAAAGGGUAAUGAGGAGGAAAGUUCUUGCCAAGUGGCUCAAGGAGAGUAUUUUGAGAUUAGGCCCCACAUUUAUUAAAAUAGGACAGCAAUUCUCCACCAGGGUGGAUAUUCUUCCAAAAGAAUAUGUGGAUCAAUUAUCUGAAUUGCAGGAUCAGGUCCCUCCAUUCCCUUCAGAGACAGCUGUGUCAACUAUUGAAGAAGAGCUGGGAGCAUCUGUAAAUGAGAUAUUUGAACGAUUUGACGUUGAACCAUUAGCUGCUGCUAGCCUCGGCCAGGUUCAUCGGGCAAGCCUAAAUGGCCAAGAAGUUGUACUCAAGGUGCAAAGGCCUGGUCUGAAAGAGCUGUUUGAUAUUGAUCUGAAGAAUUUAAGGGUAAUAGCAGAAUACCUUCAGAAAGUGGAUCCCAAGUCAGAUGGUGCCAAGAGAGACUGGGUUGCUAUUUAUGAUGAAUGUGCAAAUGUAUUAUAUCAGGAAAUAGACUAUACCAAAGAAGCAUUUAAUGCUGAAAAGUUUGCUGAAAACUUCAAAAAUAUGGAUUAUGUGAAGGUUCCAGAAAUUUACUGGGAGUAUACUACACCUCAGGUUCUAACAAUGGAGUAUGUCCCAGGAAUCAAAAUAAAUAGGAUACAGCAGAUAGAUAAGUUAGGGCUUGAUCGGAAAAGGUUAGGCCGGUAUGCUGUUGAGUCCUACCUUGAGCAGAUUUUAUCGCAUGGAUUUUUCCACGCCGACCCGCAUCCAGGGAACAUUGCUGUUGAUGAUGCCAAUGGUGGGAGGCUUAUCUUCUAUGACUUUGGGAUGAUGGGAAGUAUUAGCCCAAAUAUCCGCGAAGGACUGCUUGAAGUAUUUUAUGGAGUUUAUGAAAAAGAUCCUGAUAAAGUGCUUCAAGCAAUGGUUCAAAUGGGUGUCCUUGUUCCUACUGGAGAUAUGACAGCCGUCAGAAGAACAGCUCAAUUUUUCCUGGAUAGCUUUGAAGAGCGUCUAGCUGCACAAAGGAAAGAGAGAGAGAUGGCAACCGUGGAACCUGGAUUUAAAAAACAAUUAUCUAAGGAGGAAAAGUUUGAAAAGAAGAAGCAGAGACUUGCAGCUAUCGGAGAGGAUCUUUUGGCAAUUGCUGCUGAUCAACCAUUUCGGUUUCCUGCCACCUUUACAUUUGUGGUCAGAGCAUUCUCAGUACUGGAUGGUAUUGGGAAAGGUUUAGAUCCUAGAUUUGAUAUUACAGAGAUUGCUAAGCCUUAUGCCAUGGAGUUGCUCAGAUUUAAUGAAGCUGGUGUUGAAGUACUUGUUAAGGAUGCAAGGAAGCGAUGGGACAGGCAAUCUCGUGCAUUCUACAAUGUGUUCCGUCAACCUGACAGAGUUGAAAAACUUGCACAGAUCAUUGAGCGUUUGGAGCAAGGUGAUCUCAAGCUUCGUGUCAGAGCAUUAGAAUCAGAAAGAUCGUUUCAAAGAGUUGCCGCUGUACAGAAAACAAUUGGAUAUGGAGUGGCUGCCGGGAGUUUGGUAAACCUCGCUACCAUUCUGCACCUCAAUUCGAUCCGGAUGCCAGCAACCAUCGGAUACUGUCUUUGUGCGUUCUUUGGGCUACAAAUCCUGCUUGGCGUUCUCAAGGUGAAGAAGCUGGACCAACAAGAGAGAUUGAUAACCGGCACUGCCUGAGUUCACCAAUCGACCAGUGAGAGCUGAUCCAAAAGAUUUCAGUGUAAUACGUUGCGGUUAUCAUCCGCUUUUUCUUUUCCUUUUGCCUGUGUGCAGUUUUACCUCAGAGGUGGUGUAGCAUAGCCAUCGGCGUACGAGUAUGAAAUCUUUGUACAUGCGGUGUAAUAGAUGAAGAGAUGUACAUACUGUACAAUUGCAGAGUAAAUAUAAGCAGUAUAGCACAGCUUGUGCAACCUGUUUCAUUUUC
Triticum dicoccoides is the source of this 2610-nucleotide messenger RNA. Its product is annotated as protein ACTIVITY OF BC1 COMPLEX KINASE 8, chloroplastic-like. Gene Ontology annotation, biological process: regulation of response to reactive oxygen species. The coding region runs from base 102 to 2363 and encodes 753 amino acids. The transcript has 20 exons. Lineage: Eukaryota; Viridiplantae; Streptophyta; Magnoliopsida; Poales; Poaceae. The record is from RefSeq and is a predicted model, not a curated record.